CACAGGAGGAAUCCCACUCCUCCUCGUUUUCCCGUGGAAGGGUCGGGAGAGCAAAAACAGGCUCCUAUGUUCUUUUCGGACACAUAGCCCGAACACGGCGAGCUGUGUGGGGCAUCGGCCUUGGCGACAACUCGACUGUUCAACAAUGCUUCGGAACCGCCAACACACUGCGCGCGGAGCGGCGGUGUUGGUUCUGCUCUUCGUCGGUCACAUGAUCUUAGCUGCUGGCAGCUCAGAAAAAGCCUCACAGAGUCGGGGGGAUGCGCAUGGGAUCGCCCGCAGGCAACUCGACCUUCAGGAGAUCGUGUUUGUCAUCCAGAGUCAAACCAACUCCUUUCACGUGAGGCGGGCGCACAAGCAGAGGGCGGAUUUACUGCAGCAGGCACGCGCUCAGUCAGAGAAAGCACCGGCGGUUCUGCUCCUCCACAGUUUAUCAGACAACGAAGGAGACUGGAGUAUCCUUCCUCUGCUGCCUUACUUGUCUCGCUCCUUUGGGAAGAAUUCCUCCUGGAUUGUGUUUCUGGAGGAGGAGACCGACGUGAAGAUGACGAGGCUGGUUCAAGUCCUCGCAAAGUUUGACAAAAGUCAAGAAUGGUUUCUCGGGAAGCCCCUCCAUGACGAGGAGUCCACCAUCAUCCAUCACUACGCCUUCGCAGAGAACCCCUCUGUCUUCAAAUACCCUGACUUCUCCGCCGCUUGGGCCUUAAGCAUCCCCCUCGUAGUCCGGCUCGCCGACAAAGUCAAAGAGGAGCCGCUGAAAUCGGACUUCACCAUUGACCUGAAACACGAGGUGGCCUUGUACAUUUGGGACAACGGCAACGGUCCUGAUCUGACCGCCGUGCCCGAGCUGUGCACUGAGCCCGAGGACUCUCCAAGGGCUGACCUCUGUGCCACGACUCUGAGCACCCAGCCUCCCCCCUGUGGGGAGCCGGUGAAUGAAGAAGAUGUCUUUGUGGCUGUGAAAACGUGUAAGAAGUUCCACAGCGAAAGAGUUCCCGUGAUUAAGAAGACGUGGGAGAGGGAUGCCGUGUUUCUGGAGUACUACAGCGACCACGCCGAUCCUUCACUGCCCACCGUUAAUUUAGGGGUGCCCAACACCGAGAGAGGCCACUGCGGAAAAACGUUCGCCAUCCUGAAAAGAUUCCUCAGCGGCGACGUGCCGCAGACCGAGUGGCUCGUCAUCGUGGACGACGACACACUGAUCAGCCUCCCCAGACUGCGAGGCUUGCUGAGCUGCUACAGCCCGUCAGAGGCCGUGUGUCUGGGGGAGAGGUACGGCUACGGCCUCAGCCAGGGGGGCUACAGCUACAUCACAGGAGGAGGAGGCAUGGUGUUCAGCCGGGAGGCGGUGGUGCAGCUCCUGAAUAGUGGCUGCAAGUGUUACAGCAACGACGCUCCAGACGACAUGGUGCUGGGCAUGUGCCUCAACGCUCUAGGGAUUCCUGCCACGCACAGCCCCCUUUUCCACCAGGCCCGUCCAGAGGACUACGCCAGGGACUUCCUCGCUCACCAGGUGCCCAUUUCUUUCCACAAACACUGGAACAUCGACCCGGUGGCCGUUUUUAACAAAUGGCUGACAGACGGGACCAAAAACUCAGCCGGACUUAAUACGAGCGCUAAGACUGAGCUGUGAAAUGUGGAUGAAUACGUAGCAUACCGUAUGUGUGCUGAUGUGGGGGUGUCUGUGAUGGCAUGUGGUGAUGUAUGAGUGCAUUCAGCGUGUGCAACCUACAGGAAGACACCCGACGGACACAUUCUCUUUCUCUAGUGUUCACAAGAUGCCAUUGAUGCUGUACAGUCUAUUUUGAAAUAAAUGUGGACAUUUUUAAGUUGUGUUUUAAUGAUCCGCUGGGGAUACAGUAUAGCAUAUUGCUAAUUGAAUGCUAAUUACAGCAACCCAAUUUGGCACAUGAGCAUCAUACAGAGUGCGUGUGUGCAUUUUUCAUGUGUGCAAAUGUCUGGCAGAAUUAGCCUAUCCUGUUGUUCAUUGGAAGAAGUAAAGAGGCCGGGGCAUGACAAGCAAAGCAGAGAGCCAUGUGAACACAGUAACGUAUGUAAACAGGCACCACUGAGUAUAAACAGGCUAAACGGCUUCUUUCAUUGGAUAAAUAGUGUGGGCGCAACACAACUCGUAAGAUGGUCAACUUUUGUGGGUUUAUAAAACAAUUCUUAACUCAAUCAAUCCCAGCCACUUUUUAGACCACCCCUUCGGUAGCGGCCAUUUUAGACCAUUUGGACCGAUCUUUCAAGGCCCACAGAAUAUUGUGUUCUAUGACGAUAUACUCCUGGAAGCUACCACAAGAAAGAUUUUCUUCAUUAGAAAGAAUAAAACUCCGUUGUUUAGCAAUCGACAGUAGAACAUUGGUAAGUUUCAGGAAAAUACCAGUUCCUGACUAAAAAAAGGGAGAAAAGCAGCUUAUUGUGAAAAGAUCCAUUUCAAGCAUAACUUAUAUUUUAUAUACUCUACCAACACAAAGACAAAAAAGGGGUUGUUUUACAUCAAAAUAACCAUUGAUUUACAAACACCAACUAUUUACAACUUCCACAUUGUGCACGUGUGUGCACGCAUGUCCCUCCAAUGUGUAACCUUCUGCGCACUACACUCCUCCACGCUCUCCCACUUCCUGUCCUGCGUCAUUUUUUUUUUCUCUGCCAAGCUUAUUAAAACGCACUUCUGCCACCUUGUGGCCGUUUUUAUGGCUUAAAAUAGUUGUCAAGUGAAAUCCAUUAGUGUGCAGUUGCAUCAUCAUCUCUUUUUGCCUCUCACACAAAAAAAAACAAAAAAAAAAGGUUGUUGCAAUCAGGCGUUCGGCUUUAUAAAAACCUGUAAGUGCGUCUUUGGUAUUGGAUGAGUUAAGCUGUCCUUUGUGUUUGACUGCGAAACAUGGAGAGGCAGCCUGUGUUUUAGUUGUCAGAAAGGGGAAAUAGAAGGGGGCACGGGUGCGAAACGUGUGGAACGUCAGCUAUAACGGCGAUCUUGUGACAUGAACGAUAUGCGCACAUGGAAAAUGAUCCGUCUCAACGAUCCACUACAUGCUUGUUUACGUCAGCCUUCUUGGACUCCAGUCACAGAAGAUAACUGCCGUCUAAUUUC
Dunckerocampus dactyliophorus (ringed pipefish) is the source of this 3094-nucleotide messenger RNA. It is a transcript of the gene b3glcta, whose product is annotated as beta 3-glucosyltransferase a. Gene Ontology annotation, cellular component: membrane. The record is from RefSeq and is a predicted model, not a curated record. NCBI's taxonomy places the organism in Eukaryota, Metazoa, Chordata, Actinopteri, Syngnathiformes, Syngnathidae. The transcript has 15 exons. Gene Ontology annotation, molecular function: acetylglucosaminyltransferase activity. The coding region runs from base 146 to 1633 and encodes 495 amino acids.